AUUAUUUUCCGUACCCUGUUUCUAACAUGAAUCCUAAACCCUGAGGAGUAGUGCCGCAAAACAUCAACGGCUAUAUGCCGAGGAAACCAUUCCAUGGCUCUGCACCGCCCGCUCAUAUGCAACUGCAAUUACAAUUCCAAUGAGACAGCAGUUUUCUACCCAAUUCCUGCUCCCCUCCACUCUCCUCUCCCAAACUCCAUUACUACUCCCAUCAUCUCUCUACACAAAGACAUCCAAUCUUUUCUCCUCAUUCUUAAUCCCCUCUAAUGGCCCUGCGAGCAGCAGUCAAACCACCUCAUUCUCCUCUCAAACCCUUUUCUCUCAACACCCUCUCAAUCUCAUCCUCAAUAGCUUCUUCCGUCACCGGCGACCGACUUGCCCACAAACUGUUCGAUCUAUUCUCUCAACCAGCUUCUCUCCGCAACCCUGAUGAGCUCCAAAACCUUGGCCGUAGCCUCCGCCCUGAGACCGUUGAGGCCGUCCUUAAAGACCUCAAGGAGUGGAAAGCGGCCCAUGAUUUCUUUCGAUGGGCCUCAUGGCAAGAUGGAUUUCGUCACAAUUGCUAUACUUACAAUGCCAUGGCCUCGAUCCUCUCUUGGGCCCAACAGAGGUCUCGUCUUCGACCCCUUGUGAAGGAACUGGUGGCCCAACGAUGCCCAGUCAGCCCGGGAGCAUUGGGGUUCUUAAUUCGGUGCCUUGGCAAUCAGAGACUGACUGAUGAGGCGAAUUUUGUGUUUGAGCAUGCUGGUGAUUUGAACUGUGUGCCCAAUUCUUAUACAUAUAAUUGUUUGCUUGAGGCGUUUGCUAAAGAUGGCAAAGUUGAACUGAUGGAAUCAAGGUUUAGGGAGAUGGUAGGAGAUUCAAGAAGAGAGCCCGAUAAGUAUACUCUAACCUCAAUGUUGCAAUGUUAUUGUAAUUCAGAGAAAUUGGACAAAGUGUUGGAUGUUUUCAAUAGGAUCAGUGAUAGAGGGUGGGCUGAUGAGCAUGUUUUCACGAUUCUCAUUGUCUCGUUUUGUAAGUGGGGGAAGAUUGAUCGAGCUUGCGAGUUGGUUGAGAGGAUGGAGAAAAUGGGGAUGAAGAUAAGCGAGAAGACAUUCUCUGUGUUGAUUCCUGGGUUUAUUAGACAUAGGAGAGUGGACAAAUCAUUAGUAAUGUUCGGUAAAAUGAAAAUUUAUGGUUUUCGUGGGACUUUGUCACUCUUCAGUGUCCUGAUUGAGGGAUUGUGUGAAGAGAAGGAGCUUCGAACAGCGAUGGAUUUGUACUUGGAAAUGAAAAAGGAUGAUAUAUCUCCGGAUGUUCGGGUGAUCAAGAAUUUGAUCUCAGCAUUUUGUAGUGAAGGAGACUUGACCACUGCAAAUUGGUUUCUUGAGGAAGAAGGGGAGAAGUUGGAUUUGGGCUCUUUGGUUUUGCUUUAUAAUGCAAUGCUCAAUGGAGUUGUAAAGCAUGGUGACGUUGAAAGAGCCCUUUGUCUGCUAAGGGCAAUGAUGGAUUCCUCGCAAGAGAGAGUGUAUGAGGGCGACGAAGAUAAUUUGGUUAGAAUCAAGAGAGCUGUUAAGCCAAAUGAUGAUUCAUUCAGUACUGUAAUCUGUGGCUUGUGCAAGACUGAAAAGUUGGAUAAGGCUUUAGUUCUUCUGAACGAUAUGAUUAAAAUGGGUUGUAAAGGGAAAUUGUUAAUGUAUAAUGACCUGAUUAAUGCACUCAGCAACAUGGACAGGUUGAUUGAAAGCUAUGAGUUACUGAAAACAAUGAAGGAAUUUGGGUUUGUUCCUACUGAGUUCACAUACAAUUCGAUAUUCUAUUGCCUCUGCAAAAGAGGGGAUUUGACUGCUGCCAUUGAAUUGCUCAAGGAGGUGAGAUCCCAGGGUCAUGUGCCAUGGAUCAAAUAUUGCACUAUAAUGGCACAAGGACUCUGCAAAAAUGGGAAAAUAAAAGAAGCCUCUUGUUUCCUUGAUGACAUGAUUCAAGUGGGUUUUCUUCCAGAUAUGAUUCCAUAUUCUGUGGUUAUUGAUGGAAUGUGCAAGACAGGAGAUGUGGAUGAAGCAUUGGAACUCUUUCGUCGAAUUUCUUCAAAUUAUUAUGUUUUAGAUGUGGUGGCACAUAACAUUCUAAUAAAUGGAUUUUGUAAGGUUGGAAGAUUACAAGAAGCACAGGGGAUUUUGAAAGAAAUGCUAGAGAAGGGACUUGUUCCUUCUGUUGUCACUUAUAACUUGAUGAUAGAUGGAUGGUGCAAAAAUGGCAUGAUCGAUGAAGCAGUCACUUGCUUUAGUACAAUGGUUGGUGAUCAAAAGCAACCUUCGAUCGUCUCCUAUACGAGUUUAAUAGAUGGUUUCUUUAAUGCUGGAAGAGCUGAAGAUGCCAUUGAUAUUUGGAAUCAAAUGAGGGAGAAAGGAUGUGCUCCAAACAGGAUUUCCUAUACUUGUCUUAUCCAUGGAUUGUGUAAGUGUGGCAAAGUAGAUUCUGCCACAUUCUAUUUACAGCAGAUGAAGAAUUGUGGACAUGAACCUGAUACUUUCAUCUAUUUAUUGCUAAUUGAUUCUUUAGCUUUGAAAGGGAAUGCAGUCAAAGCUCUUGAGCUUUUGAAAGAGGUUAUUAAGAAUGGUGGCCUUCUUAAUAAUGGUCCGAAGAGCUUGAGGCUAAUGAGAAAAAUUGCGCUUAGGCUGUAUGGAAAUGCUAGUACUUCUUUGGAUGUGAAGUUUUUUGAUGAAGGAAGAAACAAGCAUUUGAACUGACAGAAAGCUACUCUUCUAAGUCUUCUUUAGCUCCAUGAUUCAGCAGUUUGGGAUGGUUUGUAUUUGGUAUUCAAACUUCACAAUUUGGGUGUGGUGAUAUAUGGAAUCUCUUGUAACAUAUUAUCCAGUGAGAGCAGGUAUUUCACUUUGAUAUUUCCCUUCACUUGUUAGAUUACUUGAGUUUCACUUGUAUUAGAUU
This is a messenger RNA of Asparagus officinalis (garden asparagus), 2928 nucleotides long. Its product is annotated as putative pentatricopeptide repeat-containing protein At5g08310, mitochondrial. The transcript is spliced from 2 exons. NCBI's taxonomy places the organism in Eukaryota, Viridiplantae, Streptophyta, Magnoliopsida, Asparagales, Asparagaceae. Gene Ontology annotation, molecular function: protein binding. The record is from RefSeq and is a predicted model, not a curated record. The coding region runs from base 267 to 2729 and encodes 820 amino acids.